This is a messenger RNA of Fulvia fulva, 3660 nucleotides long. RefSeq names its product Putative ATP-dependent RNA helicase. The transcript has a single exon. The coding region runs from base 1 to 3660 and encodes 1219 amino acids. Lineage: Eukaryota; Fungi; Ascomycota; Dothideomycetes; Mycosphaerellales; Mycosphaerellaceae. Gene Ontology annotation, molecular function: RNA binding; ATP binding. Gene Ontology annotation, cellular component: nucleolus; intracellular anatomical structure. Gene Ontology annotation, biological process: maturation of SSU-rRNA from tricistronic rRNA transcript (SSU-rRNA, 5.8S rRNA, LSU-rRNA). The record is from RefSeq and is a predicted model, not a curated record.
AUGCCCAAGUUUGUACCGCGGGAGAGGAAGCACAGGAAACUUGCGCGACAAAAGACAGCAUCAUCUCAGCAGGAUGGACCCGCCAACGCCGAGAUCGUGGUGCCGCUCAGCCAGAGCGAGAAGGAAGAGAAACGUCGAAAGCUGCAGGAGGAGUUGAAGGCGCAGCAGCCGGAGACUAAGAUAAGCGGGAAGAAGAGGAAGCGAUUGAACAAGUAUAUCGACACGAAACUCAAGAAGGAGGAGAAUCUUGAGUUGUUGAAGAAGCUCGCUGCUCAGAAGGUGGAUACCAGCCUCCUGCAAAGUGCUAAGAAGUUGGGGAGGGUGCAGGAGACGAAACGGGAGCGCUUCUCUCGAGCAUUACAGGAAGAGAGGGCUGGGAUUGAUGCCAAUGGGGACCGCGACGCGAUAUUGUACGAAAAGAGAGACAUCGCCGGCGAGCAAGAUAACGAUAGUGACGACAACGAAACACCUGAUCCUCUCGCAUCUAUGAAAAUCGUCCCUACUACUGUAGAGCUCGCAACGCCUGGCACGUCGAAAACAUCGUUUGGAACAGGAUUGAAACGUCCUUUAGAGGUUGAUGAGUCUGGCAAGCCGGUGAUCAAGAAACGAAAGAGGCAAAAGAAGACAGCUAUCAUUGAACAGCCGCCCUCAGAGAGCGAGAGCGAAGAGCUAGAGGAUGACGCUUCAGAUGCAUGGAAUGGCUUCUCAGACGACGAAGCACAAGCGACGCGCUCGACAAUUUCCCACUCUGACGAUGACGAUGACAGCUCGAGUGCGCGAGGUGGCAGCUCGAAUCCUGAGAGCGAUACCGAGAGUGAUUAUCAAUCCAGCUCGGAAGGCAAACCUGCUCGUGUAUCGGCCUUCAAGGCAUGGGCAGACUCGCAGCGGAAUGAAGCACUGGACUUCUCACCGUCCACAGCGCCGAUCAACGACGAGGUGAUCACAGCUAAUUUUAAGCCGCGCGCUCCCUCUCCAGAUGCAGCGCUGUCUGAGGUACUCGCAUCCGCCCAACAGAGUGUGAACAGCUAUCGUCCAGAGAAAGCAGUAGUUGUUCCUCGUUCCGAGGAGAUACAGACUGCCAGGCUUCAGCUUCCAGUCGUUCAAGAGGAACAGAAGAUCAUAGAGGCAGUGCACAACAACCCAGUCACUGUUGUGUGCGGCGCUACAGGUUCGGGUAAGACGACUCAGCUUCCUCAAAUGCUCGUUGAGAAUGGCUAUACUUCGAAAGGCAUGAUCGGAGUCACGCAGCCACGCCGUGUAGCAGCGCAGUCAGUAGCAAGGCGAGUGGCGCAUGAAUUCGGGCCAGAUUUUGGCAAGCAGGUUGGGUCGCAAAUACGAUACGACAGUAACGUGAGCAGGAAUACCAAGGUAAAGUUCAUGACCGAUGGUAUCCUGCUUCGCGAGAUUAGCCAGGACUUCUCUCUCAGCAAGUACAGCGUCAUCGUCAUAGACGAAGCGCACGAGCGUAGCGUGAACACCGACAUUCUGAUUGGGAUGCUAUCGCGAAUCGUACCCAUCAGAGACACCCUCAGCAAGGAGCAGCCGGGAUCAUACCACCCCCUGAAGCUCGUCAUCAUGAGUGCUACCUUACGCGUGACAGACUUCAUCAUGAACGAGAAGUUGUUCAGAAGCGUCAAGCCACCGGUCGUGGAAGCUGAGGGCAGGCAAUACCCAGUGACAGAACACUUUGCGAAGAAGACACAGCGCGAUUAUGUUGGGGAGACUGUGCGAAAAGUGAGCAGAGGUCACCGCAAGCUCCCAGCUGGUAGCAUUCUGGUAUUCCUGACUGGCCAGGACGAAAUUGGCACUGUUGCGAAGAAGUUGCGAGAAGCGCUCACCAGCAAUGAAGACGCCUCUUUUGCCAACUCGAGAAAGCCUUACACGGCGAAUGAGGAUAAGCCCGCCAAUGACUUUCUCGAGGAUGAUGAUGAGCGCGCGAACGACUCUGACGAUGAAGCCGAAAUAAUUGGACUAGAUGGCGAUGACCACGAUGACGAGUUCCAGGUAGAAGUCGAUGCAAACGCGCCACAGCAGAGAGGUGGUUUAAAACCACAUAUAGUGCCGCUUUACGGCGGACUGUCAUCGGAACAGCAGAUGCGCGUAUUCGACACACCUCCAGAAGGGCACAGGAUGAUAGUGCUCGCAACCAACAUUGCCGAGACAUCUCUCACAAUACCAGAUGUACGCUACGUGUUCGAUUGUGGCAGGAGCAAAGAAAAGCAUUACGAUAUGGCUACUGGCGUACAGGAGUUCAAGAUUGACUGGAUCUCCAAGGCUAGUGCCAGUCAACGAAUGGGUCGUGCAGGACGUACUGGCCCCGGCCACUGUUACAGACUUUACAGCUCCGCGAUCUACGAGCAGUAUUUCGAUAAUCAUACCCUGCCCGAGAUCCUGCGUACUCCCAUCGAAGGCACAGUCCUAACACUGAAGGGUAUGGAGGUGGACAACGUCGUCAACUUCCCGUUUCCUACGCCACCGCAACGGGAACAACUGGCGCAAGCUGAACGGCUCUUGAAGAACUUGGGUGCCAUCGAUUCGAGGUCAGGCAAGAUCACAGCACGUGGUCGCGAACUCCAGAAGUACCCUGUCAACCCCAGGUUCGGUAGAAUGCUGCAGCUUGGUCUUCAACACGGGGUCCUGCCAUACACAAUCGCGAUGGUGGCAGGGCUUGCGGUGGGUGAAUUGUUCAUUCUCGAGACACAGGUUAUUCCCCGACAGGAGGCUCUCGCUGGUGACGACGAGGACUUUGGGAAUGAUGACCGGCCAAAGCGCGUCGAUCGGGCGCUGGAGAGUUCGAUAAACAGCAAGAAGCAAGCGUUUGGACGCGCUCAUGCAACUUUUGCCAACUUCGACGACAAAUCGGAUGCCAUUAAACUACUCACUGCCAUUGCUGGGCAUGCAGAUGCAGACGCCAGAGGUGACAAGUCUUUCUGCUCCCAGUACUUCCUGCGAGAGAAAGGCAUGGUCGAAGUGCAACAAUUGCGCUCUCAGCUUCACAACAUCAUGCAGAAGCAGAUGAUCGAGCGCGGACAACCGCCUGAGCCAUAUCAAGCAGUCAUCUCGCCACCAAAGGAGAAGGAUAUCAAGUUCCUGAACCAGAUCGUCGCCGCAGGCUACAUCGACCAAGUCGCAGUCCGCAAUGACUUGCUCCCAAGUGCAAUCUCGACAGGACAGAAAGCACGCCGCGCUAUUGAAGUGCCCUAUCGGACUCUCUUGCCUUCAAUCGCCGAAGCUGAUAUCGACCGCGCCAGCACUUUGGAAGAACAAGGGCAGCAGCGAAGUGUGUAUGUGCAUCCAAGCAGCCUUCUUGCAAAGCUGUCCAUACACGAGAUGCCUGACUAUAUCGUGUACACCAAUCUCAGCCGCGCAGCUGCCACCACUGUCGAGGGAAAGCAGAAGCGCACACGCAUGCAUCCCCUUACCACCGCCGGGCCUCUGCUGCUGUCUUCACUGGCGGAAGGCUCUCCUUUGCUAGAAUUUGGCAAGCCUAUCGGGAAGAUCGAGGAGAAGGACGCUGGGAGAACUCGGGUCUGUUUCGUGGGUACGGCGCUGCGAGAUCCUAAUACCGCAGGUACGACAUGGCCCAUGAAGGCUUGGAAGGUGCAGCAGACCCGCAAAGGGAAGGAGUGGGUGGUUGAGAAGGUCCUGCAGAAGGGCUGA